Molecule: messenger RNA, 5926 nt
Organism: Populus euphratica (Euphrates poplar)
Lineage: Eukaryota; Viridiplantae; Streptophyta; Magnoliopsida; Malpighiales; Salicaceae
Gene: DML1
Product: demeter-like 1
Exons: 20
Coding region: 274-5712 (1812 amino acids)
Biological process (GO): chromosomal 5-methylcytosine DNA demethylation pathway; base-excision repair
Molecular function (GO): DNA demethylase activity; 4 iron, 4 sulfur cluster binding; DNA N-glycosylase activity
Source: RefSeq, a predicted model, not a curated record
CUCUGGUUUUGAUGCUAGGUUUCUUUUUCACCUAUUCUUUCUGUCUGUCGCCUGCUUACUAACUUAUUAUUUUCUUGGCAUACAAGUGACCAGAACAGAUCUCCGGCAUUGACUCAGUCCACAGCUCCAAAAAAUGGGGGCAAAAGGAGAACGAUAUUAUCCACAAUUCACCUUGAAGGGAGUUCCGACCGAAGCCUGCUGAGCAAAUUGAAGACAAUCUUGCCCCAAAAGGAAAUGAGCACUGGAAGGGAUUGAAGUUUCUGAAAAUCAGCAAUGGAUGUCGGCAAGCAGAACCAAAAGGAGUCAUGGAUUCCACAGAGUCAUGUUAGACAUAUCCAACCUCGUGUGAUCUACACAGACAGGCAGGGAAACGAGCUAGCCCAAGCAGGUAGUUCAGAAAUAAAGGGGUUAUCUGGAUUGGGUGAGUGUUGUCCUCCCUCCAGUUUCAAAUGGAAGGCGGCUGCUAGAGGUGCAGAAAAGGGCAGCGCCUGUAAUGACUAUGUCGAAACAUCCAGAGAGUGCUCCACUGGUAAUACAGCUACAUGGAACCUUAUGUCUUUGGACGACCCUCUGUUGGCUCUUGCAGAUGCAGCUUCCAGGGAACAUUUAAAUCCAUGGAUUAUUGGCAACUACACCCAGGAACCCAAGUGGGGGGAGGCAAACGCAUUCCCUGCCGAGACCACCUCCCAGUUUGCUCCUGUAACACCAGACAAAGGCAUGAAAGUGGAGUCCAAAAGGAUCAUAGAAAUGCAGAAUUUAUGCACACAUUCAGGAAAUCAAGAAUUUAGUGAUGAUGGAAUUGCUUCCAGGGGAGCUGAUGCCAGUGGCCUCCAAACUGAUGAAGAACUCUUACAGCGAGCAACAAAUUCAUUGUUUGCUGUAGGGUCCCCUUUGUUAAAGGAGAAUCACAACCCUGACAGGAGAGACGGCGAUGUUAUUGACCUGAACAGAACACCACAGCAGAAACUAAGGAGGAAAAAGCACAGGCCCAAGGUCAUCAACGAAGGCAAACCCAAAGGGCUACAAAAAUCAACGACCCCCAAGUCUGCUGGUUCUACUGAAAAGCCAACUGGUAAGAGAAAGUAUGUUCGAAAGAAGGCGCUCAGUAAAGCACCAGCAAGUUCCCCAGCAGAAGCAAAUGGACAGUCUGCUGAUCCAAAGAUAAUUGAACCGGCCAAGAAGUCUUGCAGAAGGGCCUUAAAUUUUGAUAUAGAAAGGCAGCCUAGAGACAAAAGCUCUAAAUGCAGUCCACCUUUUGACUUGGAUUCUAAACCAGAGGCACAAACAAACGCAGCAAUAAAUCAAUCAAAAUCAACAGUGUUUCUUGGUCGUGGAAUUGAAGUGAUGGUGGAAACCACACAAGCAGGCAUUGCCUAUGACCUUACCCGUUCUAUAAGUCAAAUGCUUAAAAAUUACGUAUCAUUGCCGGACAAAGAAGCACCACGCACAUUGUUUCCUGCCCAGACUAGUCAACAACAGGGCAAACAGGAUGGAAAUUUACAAGAGAAAGGGGUAGAUCAAGGGAAUGCUCAUAAUGUACAGGAAGACACAGCACAAAUCAUUCCAAUAAGUCCUAAUGGCUCCAAUUGCAGCAACAGCACAACUUCGACUUUGGAAGGACAGGCUAGCAGAUCAAAGAGGAAGCAUUCUGAACAACCAGACACCUGCAGCACAAAUCUAACUGGGAUUCACUAUAAUUCUUUGAAUGCUUACCAAACCAUGCCUUCGCUUCUAUUUCGAAAGAAAAAGAGGUCAGAAAAGGGACAAACUCCAGCCACAUCAAGCACUUCAUCCUCAGUGACAGCUGCAAAGGACAUUGCGAUAGUAGAAACAGCAUGCCCACAGAAGGAUCCUGAAAGAGAUCCUUUCACACCCAAUAUUAACUGUUGGAUUUCUGCUGGUCCUCGUAAUGGACUCCCAGGCAAGCAUGUAGAAGAAAGAAUAGAUCUUCUCAAUGACCUGCAAACUUUUGGCUAUAGCAUAAACCAGACAACAAGAUCAACCAAAAAAAGGUCCAGAUAUCCUGCUAAAAUUCGGGAUAUGGCUUCAGUGACCAGAAUUCCAGGGUGUGCAUUGCACCCAACUAACCGAAACAGACUUGUUACUGUGGAUUGUAAUGGGCAGCAAGUAGGAAACUCACACAGACCUCACGUGAGUGUAGAAGCCCUGCUGGCAGAGAUGAAUGGGACAUGGACAACCAAAAAGAGGACCAAGAAGAGAGCUUCUCUGGUUAAUUCAGGUUCCUACAGUAUAAAUGCAGUGCCAUAUCAUGGAAAAAUCGUUGUAUAUAAUCAGCACAAAUUCUCAGCCAAGGCAUUAGGUACUUUAUGUGCUCAUCCAGAAGAAAUGUGGAAACAAAUGUUUUCUGUUGAUUCAAUAGUCGAACAAUUAAAGCAUCUCGACAUCAAGAGGGAAAGCAAUGACAUUGCAUUUGAAGAGCAGAAUGCACUUGUCCAUUAUAAUAGUGGAGAUGAUAUGCGGAAUGCACUGGUCCUUUACAAAAGAGAUGGCACCGUUGUACCCUAUGAUGGUUCUUUUGGAUCCAUCAGGAAGCGACGCCCACGCCCAAAGGUUGACCUAGAUCAAGAAACUAAUAGAGUUUGGAAGCUUCUAAUGGGAAACAUUAAUAGUGAAGGCAUUGACGGAACAGAUGAUGAGAAGGCAAAAUGGUGGGAAGAAGAAAGGGCAGUGUUCUGUGGACGGGCAAACUCAUUUAUAGCACGGAUGCAUCUUGUACAAGGGGACAGACGCUUCUCUCCGUGGAAGGGAUCGGUUGUGGACUCGGUGAUUGGAGUAUUUCUUACCCAGAAUGUCUCAGAUCAUCUCUCUAGUUCCGCAUUUAUGUCACUUGCCGCACGGUUUCCCCUCAAGUCAAAGAACAAGCCAUGCUAUGAUGAGAGGACUAGCUUAGUGAUUGAAAAACCAAUAGAAUUCAUACCAGAUUCAGAAGAGGGCAUAAGAUGGAAUGAGGUGUCAAAUCAAUCAAUCUGUGGCCAGAGUUCGUUGACUGUCCGUGACAUUGAGCCUGAUGAAGAGCAAGAGGUAGUCAAAAGCAGUGAAAACUCUGAAAGUAGUACCAGCAUCGUCACCUCUGAAACUGAACCACAUGCAUUCAGUCAAUUGAUGGUGAGCAGAUCAACCGUUGAGAGCUCCAUGACCAGAAGGGUAAGUUACAUGGUAGAAGAAGGGACACAAAUAACUGAUGGAAUCUCAAGUCAAAAUUCAGUGAUUUCUGGUCAAAACUCUGUGAAUUCUCCAAUUGGCCAAGCUUAUGAGAAAAAAGAAUCAUGCUCGGAGAACAUCUCAGAAGGAGAAUAUCUCACUGGUGGAUCAAAGCUGUACAAUUAUAACGAUUGCAGAUCUUUCAUGGAGCUUCUGCGAAAGGUUGGAUCUCCCUUGAUGCAAGAUGCUUACAGCCAAGGCAAUGGCAAGAUGGACUGUUUGAAAGAUCAUAAAAGCCCCAUCGGAGUGUCCAUGGUCACAUCCAGUAAUUGUUAUUGGCACCUUACAUCUAACUCUGGAGCUGUGAAGGUUGACUGCUUUGAUAUGAUCCCUAAAGAAACACAAUAUGGUGAUAAAGCCUUAAACAAAAAAGAAGACAGUGCAAAAGAUCGCAAUGCCCUUGCAGUGGAAACGGCCAGUCAAAUUACUGAUCAAAAUAAGCUGACCUUGAUCAAUCAAGAAGAAUCAAGAUCUCCCAUGUCAAAUAAUCAGUCAUGCAUUGACAUUCAAAAAGACAAGCAUACGAGUGUCGAGUCCACAGCCAUGCCUGUUGAAGACCCCAAAGUCACUGACAAUUCAUUGAUUCAGAUGCAAAAUAACUACCUGCAGAAAAAUCAAUACUUACAAAACCUUUCAGGAGAAACCACGCAUAUAACUGGAAGUACCAGUGCAUUUGAUAGGCAGCAAAAUAAUCCACAAAAAACAGCAGCGUCUGAAAUGAUUGAGCUAGGUUUUUCACAAAGUAAGGAGCUCAAUGAGAUGAAAGCCGCCACCAGAAAAGCAAAAAGCAGAAGAGUUGGAAAUGAAAUAAGAGAUGACGUUAACUGGGAUGCCUUGAGAAAAGAGGCAGAAGCUAAUGGAAAGAGAGAGGGAACAGAAAACACAAAGGACUCACUGGACUGGGAAGCUGUAAGAUGUGCAGAUGUUAAUGAGAUUGCCAACACAAUCAAAGAGCGUGGGAUGAACAACAUACUUGCAGAACGGAUAAAGAACUUGCUUAAUCGACUGGUGAAAGAACAUGGUAGCAUUGAUCUGGAAUGGUUGAGAGAUAUUCCACCUGACAAAGCAAAAGAGUAUCUGCUAAGCAUUAGAGGAUUGGGGCUGAAGAGUGUGGAGUGUAUACGGCUUCUGACACUUCAUCAUCUAGCAUUCCCAGUUGACACAAAUGUUGGACGCAUAGCUGUACGACUGGGAUGGGUCCCCCUUCAGCCACUUCCUGAAUCACUUCAGCUGCAUCUUCUAGAGCUGUACCCUGUGCUGGAAUCAAUUCAAAAAUACCUCUGGCCUCGAUUGUGCAAACUUGAUCAAAGAACACUGUAUGAGCUUCAUUAUCAGAUGAUCACAUUUGGAAAGGUAUUCUGUACAAAAAGCAAACCAAAUUGCAAUGCAUGUCCAAUGAGAGGAGAAUGCAGACAUUUUGCAAGUGCAUUUGCAAGUGCAAGGCUUGCCCUUCCGGGACCAGAAGAAAAAAGUAUAGUGAGUGCAACCGAGAAUAUAUCUGGCCAAAACCCUGCUGUGGAUGCUGCUCAAUUGCCCCUGCCCCUGACCCUGCCCCAAACAGCUAAACAAUCCGAAGGAAGUCAACAGCCAGAAGCAAGCAGGCUCGCAGAAAGCAAAUCCAGAAUCACUGACUACGAACCUAUCAUUGAAGAACCAUCAUCACCAGAACCAGUGUCUACACAAGUAACAGAAAAUGAUAUGGAGGAUACAUUCUGCGAGGAUCCUGAUGAAAUCCCCAUCAUCAAACUUAACAUUGAAGAAUUCACUCAGAAUUUACAGAACUAUAUGCAAGAGAAUAUGGAACUUCAAGAAGCUGAUAUGUCUAAGGCCUUAGUUGCUUUAACUGCAGAAGCUGCCUCCAUUCCCGUUCCCAAGCUUAAGAAUGUUAGUCGGUUACGAACCGAGCACCAGGUAUACGAACUUCCAGAUUCUCACCCUCUUCUGCAAAGGUUGGAUAGGCGAGAACCUGAUGAUCCAUGUUCAUACCUUCUUGCCAUAUGGACACCAGGCGAAACAGCAAACUCCAUUCAACCACUGGAAAGAAGUUGCAGCUUACAUGAAUGUGGUGAAUUGUGUGAUGAGAAAACAUGUUUCUCAUGCAACAACAUACGGGAAGAAAAUUCUCAAAUUGUUCGAGGGACUCUCUUGAUACCAUGUCGAACAGCGAUGAGGGGAAGCUUUCCCCUCAAUGGCACAUAUUUUCAAGUUAACGAGGUAUUUGCUGACCAUGAUUCUAGUCUGAAUCCAAUUGAUGUUCCUAGAGCAUGGAUAUGGAACCUGCCCAGACGAACUGUGUACUUUGGAACCUCCAUACCAACAAUAUUCAAAGGUUUGACAACAGAAGGUAUUCAGCAUUGUUUCUGGAGAGGAUAUGUCUGCGUUAGGGGAUUUGACCAGAAGACACGAGCACCCCGACCACUGAUGGCCAGAUUGCAUUUUCCAGCUAGCAAAUUAACCCAGACAAAAAAGGGUGAUAUUAGUGGUCGGUAGAUAACACUGUUAAUUAUCUGCACCACAAGCAGAGUGUGACAGGUGACCAUGUUUGAGCAACAAUAACCAGCGGCAACCAAUUCACUCGAUUCAUGAAACGAGGUGAAAAUUUUCAGCUUAUGUUGUAUGAUACCAUAACGUAAUGUGCAUUUGUUAUUGAAAUGGCAAUUUCUUAGUGAUAUGCUUGCAUUCAAGCAUUCUUCACUGGGUAUCA